Molecule: messenger RNA, 690 nt
Organism: Symbiodinium sp. CCMP2456
Lineage: Eukaryota; Dinophyceae; Suessiales; Symbiodiniaceae
Source: the annotation of a GenBank genome assembly
GUCUACAACGACAAGAAAGACAAAGGUCAAGGCCCGGAGUGCGACUAUGGCUUCAAGCUGAUCAUUAUCGGUGAUGCAGGAGCAGGCAAGAGCAGCUUCAUGCAUCAGUUCCUGGAGGGGAAGUUCCGGAAGCAGUCCACGCACACAAUUGGCGUGGAGUUCGGCACAAAGAUCAUUUCCCUUGGGAACCGGCAGAUCAAGUUGCAGAUUUGGGACACUGCCGGCCAGGAAAGAUACCGGGCAGUGACCCGGUCGUACUACCGGGGAGCUGUGGGUGCGCUGAUCCUGUACGACGUCACCUCGAGGGACUCGUACAACAACCUGCCGACAUGGCUACAGGACGCCCGCGAGCAGGCGUGGAAAGACAUCUCCAUCAUAGCAGUGGGAAACAAGCGGGACCUCAAGGAGGAGCGUCAGGUGUCCUUCCUGGAGGCGAGCCGCUUCGCGCAGGAACAGGACAUCUUGUUCUUGGAGACGAGCGCCCUCACUGGGGAGAACGUGCAGGACGUCUUUCACACGCUGGCGCAGCGCAUCCUGAACAAAGUGGAGGAGGGCAUCUGCGACAUCUCCGAGUCGAGGACUGGCGGCCCAUCCUCGGCCGACUUCAACCGCCCGCCUGACAGGAGCGACCGGAUACCCCGCGGGGCAGGGUUUUGCCGCUGCACGGUGCCGCGCUGCAUGGCCGGGUGA